Molecule: messenger RNA, 3224 nt
Organism: Malaya genurostris
Lineage: Eukaryota; Metazoa; Arthropoda; Insecta; Diptera; Culicidae
Exons: 3
Coding region: 16-765 (249 amino acids)
Source: RefSeq, a predicted model, not a curated record
AGUACAGUCCUCGACAUGUGGAAGGCAAGUUUCUCAUUACGGAAAAUCUAUAUUGGCAAACCAAACGCUAAAGAAAAUUUAAUAGAAGCUAACCUGUGGCGAUUUCUUCUAUCGGAAUACGGUUAUCAGUUGAUUGAUAUUGAUUAUCAAUUUCUCAAAUCGAAUCGAGCUACGGAAAAGUGGGAUCAUCUACUAGCGGUGGCAGGAAAAUAUAUCCGGGAAAGGUCUAUUGAUGACUCAUCCUGUAAAUUAGUAGAUAUCUUUAGCAAUAGUACUGAGGCAAAGGAUUUACGAAUUUGUGCUCUAUUGCUCUCACUAAACUGCGUACUUCAUCCACAAAAGGUUACGGUAUCCUACAAACCAACGGUACUGAAUGGACAAAACGAUACUGUUUUGUUUGCAAAUUCUGAUGACGAAGCUAAAGUCAAACUUGCUGCUGUUUAUACACAAUAUCAGAGUUAUCGGAUUCCACUAACUCCAAAACUGAUAUUUUUCGGAACUCAAGCAUCGUUAACUGGAGUGUUCAGAGUAUACUACGGAGAUUUAUUCUACACUUUGCCGUCAGCUUCUCGUGCCAUCGAUGUGUACAUAAAAUUAUGUGAGGUACUGGCACUGAAGCAUUCAAAAAUCAGUAAACUGAUUUGGCUUUUCGUUCAACACUACAUUUAUGAUUUGGAUAUUCCUGAACGUUACGCGAGUAUCGAUAGACUUGUGCAGUUUUUAAAUCAACCUGCGUUAAGCAACUUGGAACAAGAUGAUGAUUGAAUGUUUCAUAGAACAUUGUGCAGUAAAAUUCAAAUCGUCCAACGAAUAUCUUUAUCACCUAAAUGAGUAUCACCAAGUGCCUCGAAAUUACAGAUUUAUUUGCACGUAUCCGUCAUGUAUUUCUAUAUUUAGUAAAUUUUAUAGAUUUAAAGAUCAUUUAAAUAGACAUAAAUUCCAUAUGUCAGAAAGCAAAACCGUACACGAUAAUCAAAUUUUAGAGAGUGUUCACAAUAGCUGCAUCGAUCAAAUCACUAAAAGCCCACCCUCUGACAGUGUUGAAAAUUCACAGACAGCGAACAGUUUGGAAAAUAUUUUAGCCUGCAUAAAUACAGAGACAGUGAAGUUUUCAUUAAAUUUAUAUCAUAAAAGCAAUUUGACUAGAAGUGAUGUGAAAAUGAUUCAGUCAGGAUCACAACAAGUGUUCUAUAAAAUAGCUGAAGAAUUCAAUAAAUUGCCUAUUUCUAUAAGCGACCCAGGCACAGAAUAUAAGUUCAAAACUUUAAUGAAUAAGCUAAAAACAACGUUUGAAUUUAUCGAUACAGAUUUUAAAUUUUUUAACUAUUUGCAAAAAAAUAACUUAUAUAGUCCACCAACUGUAAUUACAAUUCAGAGCAAUAAAAUAACCGAGCAUUCAGUUGUAUCUUCUGAAAAUCUAUUAACUAACGAAUACAGCAAACAUCAUAUUGUUUUAUUUGACAUACAAUUUCAAAUAAAGUCGUUUUUUGAAAAACCGGGCAUAUUUAGGAAAAUGAUCAACUAUUUCGAAUGUUUAGAGCAAUCUGAUCGAAUAACAAACUAUAUUCACGGUACCACAUGGAAGAAGAUUAAAUCAAAAUAUCCUGCUCAAUAUGUCAUUCCUUUAUCAUUAUACGCAGAUGAAUUUGAAAUUAAUGACAACCUAUCCUCUCACAGUAAAAAAGAUGUCAUUUGUGGCAUUUAUUAUAACUUUUUAGUAAUUCCUGAAAUAUUUUCAUCUAGAUUAUGUAAUAUUUUUGUAGCUGGAAUAAUUAAAAAGGCAGCUAUUAGCGAAUUUGGAAUGAAUGAAAUGCUCAAGGAAAUAAUAGAAAAAUUCAAAAGCAUGGAGGAAAACGGUAUUGAAAUUAAUGUAAACAACACUAAAACAUUGGUAAGAUUUCCUCUGGUAUUAGUUCAGGGCGACAAUUUGGGCGUUCACACUAUGCUCAUGCUAUCUGGAGGUUUCAACGCAAAAUUUUAUAGUAGGUUUUGCAAAAGACCUAAAGAAAUGUUGCAAAAAGAUGAUCGAGAAUACUCAGACAGUCUGCGCGACGAAGAAAAUUAUUUAAGAGAUAUUAACUACGGAACCCAAAAAAAUACUGGCUUGAGAGGAAACACUUUGUUCAAUGAGCUACCAUCUUUUAAAGUAACUAAUAAUAAGUCGGUAGACGCUAUGCAUGAUAUAUUUAGCAAUGGCAUAUGCAAUAAUGGUUUUACGAAUGUUUUAAAUUAUUUAAUAUAUGGCAAAAGAUACUUAUCCUUGGAAUACUUUAACAGUCGUAGAAGAAUUAUAAGUAAGCAUGCUUUAGAUGAAUCACUGUCAAGAAUGCCAGAUAUCGAAGAAUGUUUAAUAAACAAAUCAAAAACUGUUAAAUUACACAUGACAGCAUCUGAAAUGAGAUCGUUUUGUUAUUAUUUCACAUUGAUUGUUGGGCAAUUUGUACCAGUAAAUGUCAUUCCUGUAUGGAAUUAUGUAAAGCUUUUAGUAAAUUUGAUUGAUUUUAUUUUAAUGCCUUCUUUUUCACUCUUAGACUUAGAGCAAUUGAAAAUUAUGACUUCAGAUCACCACAAAAUGUUUUUAAAUUUAUUUGACAAUCAGCUUUUGAAACCAAAGCAUCACCAUAUUGUUCAUUAUGCAAAUACAAUACAAAGUAGUGGGCCUAUAUGUAAUUUGAUGUGCUUCCGAUUUGAAGCUAAGCAUAAAAUGUUCAAACAACAUGCCCACAUAAUGUCAUCACGGAAAAAUAUAUGUUAUACGCUUGGAAUUAAAGCUUCUCUUGAAUUUAGUGAUAAUCUGUUAAACAACAUCUUUUUUCAAAUUGAAUCAUUGAAUGGUUUUAGAAAAGAAGACAUUACUGAUAAAUCUUAUUAUACAAAAAUAGUUUGCUCAGAUUUAAAAAAAUUCCCUCACGAUAUUUUAUUCUCACGUAAUUGUCAAAUCAAUAGAAUCACGUACAAAAACGGUUAUUUUAUAUCUGUCACGCAAAAUGGAAUAACAGAAUUGUUUGAGAUCGAGGAAAUUCUUGUAACAUUCGAAGAAAAUUAUUUUAUGGUAGGAAAGUUAUGGGAAUGUGGACCAUACAGUGAUCAUUUUUUGGCCCACGAAGUUAUAAAAUGUUCAGAACUUUUUAAAAUUAUUGAAUUAAACGAUAUUGAUGGCCCACCUAUUAUGAUACACUCAAUUGCCGACCGUUUGUAUUACCGAAGGAAAGUUGAUUUUAUGA